AGGGGAUAGGUGUGAGUGAGGAUGUCUCUGCUGUUCUUGUGGUCUCUAUCUUCCUCCCUCACACUCAGCCCAUCCUCCACCCUAGCCACAGACUCAGAGUGUGUUCUGCUGAGUGGCUUUGAUCCUGGGUUUGUGGCUGAUGGUGACUUUGUCAUUGGGGGUAUUUUCCCCCUGCACUACAACCAGGAGAUGCCAGACGUCAACUACACCUACCAACCAACAGCCGUCAGGUGCAAUGGGUUUGAUCCGAGGUCUUUCCGCUUUGCUCAGACCAUGAGGCUGGCGGUGGAGGAGAUCAACCAGAGUGAGCAGCUGCUGCCCAACCACAUGCUUGGCUACAAGAUCUUUGACUCGUGUGCCUAUCCUCUGACAGGGCAGAGGGCUGCUCUGGCAAUGUUGAAUGGACUGGGCCAGGCUCACACUCACAUGUGUUCUGGUGCCUCUCCUCUCCUGGCUGUUAUCGGAGAAUCCGGUUCUGCUGAGUCUAUUGUCGUAUCCAGAAUCCUGCAGCCCUUUAAAAUACCCAUGAUCAGCUACUUCUCGUCGUGCGCGUGCCUCGGUGACAGGAGGAAGUACCCCACCUUCUUCAGAGUAAUCCCCAACGAUGACUACCAGGUGAAGGCUAUGGCUCAGCUGCUGGUACGGUAUGACUGGCGCUGGGUGGGGGUGGUGCAUGGGGACCAUGAAUAUGGGCACUUUGCCCUACAAGGGCUGCUGAGGGAGCUGAAGGGGACGGGGGUGUGUGUGGCCUACCAGGAGAUGAUCCCUCUGCUCUACAAUCAGCAGAGGGCCCUGGAGAUCAUAGAGGUCAUUCGUAGCUCCACAGCGCGGGUAGUGGUGGUGUUCUCUGCCGAGGGGGAAAUGACCCCCUUCCUGAAGGACUACAUGGCACAGAACAUCACAGGGAUCCAGUGGGUUGCCAGCGAGGCCUGGGUCACUGCCUCUCUCUUCACCACCAGCGAGUACUUCCCCUACCUGGGGGGUACCAUCGGCUUUGGGAUCAGGCAGGGACAAAUCCCAGGGCUCUGGGACUACCUGCAGACGGUGAACCCCCACAGGUACCCCUCUAACCCCCUGGUGCAGCAGCUGUGGGAGGCUCUGUACGGCUGCUCUCCCUCUCUGUCCCCCUCCAGCCCCCUUAUGCCCCCCUGUUCAGGGCAGGAGACUCUUCUGGAGCAGCACUCAGCCUACAUGAACACUUCCAGCCCCAGAGUGGCCUAUAAUGUGUACAAGGCUGUGUACGCCAUCGCUCACUCACUGCACAACCUCCUCCACUGCCAGGCUGGGGCAGGACCCUUCCACAACCGCUCCUGCGCUCACAGCACCAACGUUCACCCCUGGCAGCUGCAGCACUAUCUACAAGAACUUUCCUUUUACAUUUCUGGGGAGGAGGUGAACUUUGACCUGAAAGGGGAUUCCAUCCCGUAUUAUGACAUCAUCAACUGGCAGAGGGGCUCGGGUGGGAACAUUGAGUUCAUCAACGUCGGUCUGUUCGAUGGAGCAAAGGACUCUGGGAAGGAGUUGGUGAUCCAGGAGGAGAAGAUCGUGUGGGCGGGGCAUCAGAGCAAGCUGGUGGUCUCCGUGUGCAGUGCCAGCUGUGCUCCAGGAUCCAGGAAGGCUGUCCGUCGUGGGGAACCUCUGUGCUGCUUUGACUGUGUACCAUGUGACAGCGGCAAGAUUAGUAAUCAGACAGAUUCUAUAGACUGCACAGAAUGUCCCGAGGACUACUGGUCAAACGCUGAUGGAACAAUGUGCAUCCCCAAAGUGGUGGAGUUCCUUUCCCAUGAUGCAAUGGGGAUAGCCCUGACGGUGAUCGCUGUAGUGGGCGCCUGUCUGACCGUGUCCAUGCUGGCAGUCUUCCUCCAUCACAGGACCACUCCCAUCGUCCGCGUCAACAACUCUGAACUGAGUUUCUUUAUCCUUCUCUCCCUGACUCUGUGCUUCCUGUGUGCGCUGAUGUUCAUCGGGGAGCCCACCUCCUGGUCCUGCAUGCUGCGCCACACCGCCUUCAGCAUCACCUUCUCCCUCUGCAUCUCCUGCAUCCUGGGCAAGACUCUGGUGGUCCUGGCAGCCUUCACUGCCGCCAGGCCUGGGAACAACAUUAUGAAGUGGCUGGGGCCCAAACAGCAGAGGGCCAUCAUAUUCUCCUGCACCCUGGUUCAGGUGCUGAUCUGUGCUGCCUGGCUCAUGGCUGCCCCUCCCUACCCCUCCAAAAAUAUCCAGGACCAACGCUCUAAGAUCAUUCUGGAGUGCAGUGUGGGCUCCCAACUGGCCUUCUGGUGCGUUCUGGGAUACAUCGGCCUCUUGGCCUGUCUGUGCUUGAUCCUGGCUUUUCUGGCCCGGAAACUGCCAGGCAACUUUAAUGAGGCCAAGUUCAUCACCUUCAGCAUGCUGAUCUUCUGUGCCGUGUGGAUCUCCUUCAUCCCUGCCUACGUCAGCUCUCCUGGGAAGUACACAGUAGCUGUAGAGAUCUUUGCCAUCCUGGCCUCCAGCUUUGGGCUGCUGUUCUGUCUGUUUGCUCCAACGUGUUACAUCAUCCUCCUGAAGCCAGAGAAGAACACUAAACAACAUCUCAUGGGGAAGAAAUAAAAUGCAUAGAUUAAUGAAGACACAUUUAUUUUGUCAUAGUUCUCAGUUUACUUUUGACCUACUGUAAACCCAGAAAUGAAAUAGAUGUUUAUAGUGUCUUUGGGACAUGUGGCAAGCUAGAAAUUGUACUUUAUUAGUUGAAUUACUGUACCAUUUUCCUGAUCAAAGAUAUAGCUCCUUCAAUCCGGCCUGUGAAACAUAAAAAACUUUUUUGUACACUUUUUUCUCCCCAAUUUCAUGGAAUCCAAUUGUUAGUUAUAUUCUUGUCCCAUCGCUGCAACUCCCGUACAGACUCAGGAGAGGCGAAGGUCUUAAGCCGUGCGUCCUCAAACACAACCCAGCCAAGCCGCACAGCUUCUUGACACAUUGCCCACUUAACCCACUUAACCCGGAAGCCAGCCAUACGUGUGUCAGAGGAAACACUGUGCACAUUGCUAGAGCGCGAUUGGCCAAGAAAAUAUUGGCCUGCCAAACCCUCUCCUAACCCGGGCGACGCUGGGCCAGGUGUGCGCCGCCUCAUAGGUCUCCCAGUCAUGGCCAGCUGUGACACAGCCUGGGAUCGAACCCAGGUCUGUAGUGAUGCCUCAAGCACUGCGAAGUAGUACCUUUGACUGCAGCGCCACUCAGGAGGCCUCUGCAAAUAGAUUUAAACAAACAAUUGGUCCCCAAAGACACACGUCACUCCGUUGAAUUUCAAAAUCCCGAUGUGACCCUCUUGCCAAAAAGUUUCCCUACCCCUGAUCUAGAGAGAGGUUUAGUUAUGCUAUAGUUAUGCUACAUUUUUGUUUUAACAAUUUGUUGGAGGAAAUUAUAGUUGAAAUGAUUAAUUAUGUAUACAUUUAAAUUAGAACCAUCAAUUUUAAUACUGUUAUGUUGUGGUAUGAAAUGUAUGGGUUUUUAGUUAAACUAGGACUGAAAAUGUAGGUAAAACGAAUGAAUUGUCUGUACCUUGCGGGUUUAAGGGAGAAGGAGGGUAUAUCUCUUUAGACAGAUAAGAAUGUUCUUUGAUGUUCCAUUAGUGGAGAAGAGUAUAUCUUUUAGACAGAUUGGAAUGUUUGCUUUAUGAGGGGAGUAGGAGACAAUCUCCAGACCUGAAGACACUGCGCUAUUGUGUGGGAUCGGAGAAAAUGUGAGAACUGAUGACGUCAUUUUUAUCUUCUCUUUAAAAUGUAAUGUUCUUUGUAUUUUGGACCUGUACUCAUUAAGAAUAAAUGCUGAACUUAA
This is a messenger RNA of Oncorhynchus mykiss (rainbow trout), 3813 nucleotides long. The record is from RefSeq and is a predicted model, not a curated record. NCBI's taxonomy places the organism in Eukaryota, Metazoa, Chordata, Actinopteri, Salmoniformes, Salmonidae.